AUGUCAUCGCUCCUCGAAGAAGCACAUCAAGUCCUCCCUCCUACCACGUCUUCCUCGUCAACAAACCCCCCUCCGAUCCCCUCGUUUCAACUUCGCCAGUCUAUAUGUGGUGUGGACACCGAGCUAUUGAUACAGACAUUCGAUGAUAGGGUACUAGUGAUAGUGACUCAGAAUGGUAAAGUAGGAUGUUUAACACAAGCUUCACUCCCUCCUCAUAUCCCCUUACCUCCCCCACCCAAACCAUCCUCCAAAUCUAUCAACGGUCACUCAUCCCCUUUAGACAUACUGGAAAUCCUUCCUACGCCUCCACCAUCCCUCACUCUCACUCCAUUAUUGGGUUCACCGCCUAAUCCUACAUUAUACGAAUUGUACAUCACGCAGAUAGCAACAUUGAUAUUUUGGGCUCUGGAAAUUUCUGGACAAGGCAGAAGGAAUGUCGUUGUGGGUCUAUCACUCAGGACGCAACAACAGACCAGCGAAGGGCAAGAUGAGGACAAUGGAGAGGUGCUGGAUGAAAGCGAGAGACUGCGUUAUGCCGGGAUUAUGGACUUAGUCUCCCAGUGGUCGGGUCCAUCAGAGUAG
Messenger RNA from Kwoniella botswanensis, 582 nucleotides. RefSeq lists its product as uncharacterized. Lineage: Eukaryota; Fungi; Basidiomycota; Tremellomycetes; Tremellales; Cryptococcaceae. The coding region runs from base 1 to 582 and encodes 193 amino acids. The record is from RefSeq and is a predicted model, not a curated record. The transcript is spliced from 2 exons. Gene Ontology annotation, biological process: proteasome assembly.